ACGUGAAGCCAGAGCGAGUCCCGGAUGUUGUUCGGCUACGCCGUGCGAAGAUGGCUGCCGCAAUGCUGAGGUCGCUAUGCAAACUGAAGUGUCCUUCAAGUUUAAUUUUGAAUAAGCAUUUGAUCGGCCCUUCUAGCGCAGUGGUGCAAAGCAGACAGAAGCAGUGGCAGCCCGAUGUGGAGUGGGCAGAGCAGUACGCUGGGGCUGUGAUGUACCCAAGCGCCAUCACUGAGAAGUGGGUGCCCCCCCCAUGGAACGAUAAGGACCCCCCGGCUGAGAAGGACGUGUCGAAUCUGACGAUCAACUUCGGACCCCAGCACCCAGCGGCUCACGGGGUCCUCCGACUGGUUCUGGAGCUGAGCGGGGAGUCAGUGAAGAAGUGUGACCCUCAUAUCGGACUUCUGCACCGCGGCACCGAGAAACUGAUAGAGUACAAGACCUACCUGCAGGCUCUGCCGUAUUUCGACCGGCUCGAUUACGUGUCGAUGAUGUGUAAUGAACAGGCGUACUCUCUGGCAGUGGAGAAGCUGCUGAACAUCAAACCACCGCUUCGGGCGCAAUGGAUCAGAGUGCUGUUUGGAGAGCUCACUCGCAUCCUGAAUCACAUCAUGGCGAUCACAACACACGCGCUGGACAUAGGAGCCAUGACCCCCUUCUUCUGGAUGUUCGAGGAGAGAGAGAAGAUGUUUGAGUUUUACGAGCGGGUCGGGGCUCGGAUGCACGCUGCCUACGUGAGACCGGGGGGGGUGCAUCAGGACAUGCCUCUAGGUCUGAUGGAUGACAUUUAUGAAUUCUGUAAAAACUUCUCGUUGAGAAUCGAUGAGGUGGAAGAGAUGCUGACCAACAACCGCAUCUGGAAGAAUCGAACCGUGGAUAUCGGGGUGGUCACUGCAGAGGAGGCUCUGAACUACGGCUUCAGCGGCGUGAUGCUCCGCGGAUCUGGAAUUCAGUGGGAUCUCCGGAAAAGUCAGCCGUACGAUGCUUAUGAUCAGGUGGAGUUCGACGUGCCCAUCGGGAGCCGUGGAGACUGUUAUGACCGAUACUUGUGUCGCGUUGAAGAGAUGAGACAGUCUCUCCGGAUCAUUCUGCAGUCCUUGAAUAAGAUGCCCGAGGGAGAGAUCAAAGUGGACGACGCCAAAGUGGCCCCUCCGAAGAGAUCCGAGAUGAAGACUUCAAUGGAGGCUUUGAUUCAUCACUUCAAGCUUUACACAGAGGGCUACCAAGUCCCACCUGGGGCUACUUACACUGCUGUGGAGGCUCCUAAAGGUGAAUUUGGAGGUCUAUUUGUUUCUGAUGGCAGCAGUCGUCCGUAUCGCUGUAAAAUCAAAGCUCCUGGAUUUGCUCAUCUGGCUGACUUGACAAGAUGGCAAAGGGUCACAUGCUGGCAGAUGUGUUGCGAUUAUCGUAAGGAACCGUUUUUAAUAAAAACGCUUUGUGACGUCACAGCGAGACUUCUCCUCCAGCCUUUCGAUGGAGUCCAGACUCUUGAAGCAAACCUUUAUAAUGUGCAUUAUAAAUAUCAUAUGGGAGAUACUGAAAUUGAAGAAGGGAACUAUGAAAAAGACCUGUUGACUCAGAAAUGUCUUCAUCUAGACAUUGUGGGGAAGCUAUAAAAAAAAAAGGCCAACAAGAUGCUCGAUAUAUUGUGA
Molecule: messenger RNA, 1649 nt
Organism: Acipenser ruthenus (sterlet)
Lineage: Eukaryota; Metazoa; Chordata; Actinopteri; Acipenseriformes; Acipenseridae
Product: NADH dehydrogenase [ubiquinone] iron-sulfur protein 2, mitochondrial
Biological process (GO): mitochondrial electron transport, NADH to ubiquinone
Molecular function (GO): quinone binding; NADH dehydrogenase (ubiquinone) activity; NAD binding
Source: RefSeq, a predicted model, not a curated record